CUUGUAGGCUCGUAAAUCGAGUGAGGGGUCGCCCCAUGAGGAGGAGAAGUUGGUGCUUUGAGCCUCUUUAGCUGGUGUCCUCGGCGAAGUGAGCGGUAGAAGCUCAACAGUUCAGUGCGCAACUGUUCUUCAGGGGGACUGAGGGCCGGAACCACCCUGCCCACAGCUCCAUGAACCUGCUGCCGCCACCUGCAUCGGAUCUCUGUAGCGUUCUGUAACAGGAGGGGCCCUGCAGAAAGCGCCAGGCACCAUGAGGCAGCAAGCUUGGCCCGACAGAGUGCAGAAAUCACCCUUCAUCACCCUCAACCCGGCUGGGCAGCGGAGGAAAUGCACACAGAAGCAGCAGCGCAUGCCACAGCAGACACAGGCUAAUUCACAAAUCUGAGAGGACAGUGGAGAGCAAAUGGGGGAGGCAGGAAGAGACUGAGAGAGGGGAGUCAGUUACUCAGAUUGCGUCAUCCUAAAUGGCAAAGUGGACUGGGCCACCCUCAGAGGCAGUAAUGUCCUUGUUAACACAUUGUCCUUCGUUAGACCCUCCUUGUUAAAAAAAUCACAAGUCAGUCCCCCCCCGCCCCUGUGAGGCUACAGAGCUGAGGGGCAGAGGAGAGGAAAAUCAGAGGACGAAAGAGAGACAGAGCGGAAUAAAGAGACAGUGACAGGCCCCCAUGCAGGCCCGUAAGAAGUAUGUUCUGCUGGGCUUGUGUGCGUGCUGCUGGCUGGUCCUCUUUUACUGCGGUGGAGGAGCCCAGCUACGUGUGCUCCGCCUGCUGACACGCCAGCGGGGUGAAGUGAUGCGCCCCUGGCCCAACUGGACCGACAGGGCCUUCCUGCCCCGCUAUGCCCACCUGGAUGAGCUCCAGACGGACCCCGGGACGAUUGAGUCGCCCCGCCAGCGCCGCCAGGCGUGGUCGACCAUUUAUAAGGACAGUCGCUGCCGUAUGGAGACCUGUUUCGACUUCUCGCGGUGUCGCCGUAGAGGAAGAGAAGGGUUCAGGGUGUAUAUAUAUCCGACAGAGAAAAAUGACCAUGUGUCAGAAAGCUACAGGAAGAUCCUGACGUCCAUAGGUGAGUCCCGGUACUUCACAACAGACCCCCGUGAAGCGUGCCUGUUUGUGCUCGGGAUAGACACCUUAGAUCGGGACCAGCUAUCAGGACAGUUUGUGCCCAAUUUGGAUGAACGUAUCAAGGGUUACCCGCUCUGGAAUGACGGUAGGAACCACCUGAUCUUCAACCUGUACUCGGGCACCUGGCCUAACUACACAGAGGACCUAGGCUUCAACAUUGGCCAGGCCAUCUUAGCCAAAGCCAGCCUCAACACGGAACAUUUCAGGCCAGGCUUUGACGUGUCCAUCCCGCUGUUCUCAAAGGAACACCCGCAGAAGGGCGGAGAGCGGGGCUGGCUGGUGAGGAAUGCCACACCGCCACGAAGGAAGUACCUGCUGAUGUUUAAGGGGAAGCGCUAUCUGACGGGCAUCGGUUCAGACACCAGAAACGCUCUUCAUCACAUCCACAACGGAAAGGACAUUGUGUCGUUGACGACGUGCCGCCACGGGAAGGACUGGGAGAAGCACAAGGACGCCCGCUGUGACCAUGACAACCUGGAAUAUGAGAGGUUUGAUUACCAGGAGCUCCUCCACAACUCCACCUUCUGUCUGGUGCCUCGAGGGCGACGCCUGGGCUCUUUUCGCUUCCUAGAGUCACUCCAGGCGGCGUGUAUCCCAGUGCUGCUGAGUAACGGUUGGGAGCUGCCGUUCUCUGAUGUCAUACAGUGGAACCAGGCAGUCAUUGAAGGAGAUGAGAGAUUACUACUACAGGUGCCAUCCACAGUGAGAGCCGUAGCGAAUGAGAGGGUCUUGGCCCUCAGACAGAGGACCCAGAUGCUAUGGGAAGCCUACUUUUCCUCUGUGGACAAGAUAGUCCUCACCACACUGGAGAUUAUUAAGGAUCGUGUUUUCUCUCACAUAUCGAGAAACAAGUACAUGUGGAACUCCCUGCCAGGAGGCCUGCUGGUCCUGCCAGAGUACUCCACUCACCUCGCACAUUUCCCUUUCUACUACCUGGGAUUAGGGGUCAGUCCAGGUCAAGAGUUUACUGCUGUCAUCAAUGCCGUGUCCCCAUUGGUCUCCCAAUCUCAGCCAAUCAUGAAGCUGCUUCAAGUUGUCUCCAAGUCCAAAUACUGCUCGCAGAUCAUCAUCCUGUGGAACAGCGAGAAGCCCCCACCCAGUCGCAGCAAAUGGCCUCCGAUGCCCGUCCCCCUCACUGUGACAGACGGCAGGAGGAAGACCACCAGUCGGUUCCAACCUCAUGUUGCCAUAGAGACAGAAGCAGUGCUGAGUCUGGACGAGGAUACAGUCCUGCUGACCAGUGAGGUGAACUUUGCCUUCUUGGUAUGGCGGAGCUUCCCUGAACGCAUCGUGGGCUACCCUCCCAGGAGCCACUUCUGGGACCCCCUGAAGCGCGCCUGGGGCUACACCUCGAAAUGGACCAAUGACUACUCCAUCGUCCUGACUGGAGCUGCCUUCUACCACAGGUACUACCACUACCUGUUCACACACUACCUGCCCCAGUCUCUGCGCACUCUGGUGGACCGCACCUCCAACUGUGAGGACAUCCUGAUGAACUUCCUGGUCUCCGCGGUAACCCACCUGCCGCCAAUCAAAGUGGCCCAAAGGAAGCAGUACAAAGAGUUGCCCAGCCCACAGGGCACAAAGACCGUCCCCUGGGCCAACCCGGAGCACUUCAACCAGCGGCAGGAGUGUAUCAACACCUUCGCCAACUGGUUUGGCUACAUGCCUCUGGUCCACUCUCAGUUUCGCCUGGACCCCGUGCUCUUCAAAGAUCAAGUGUCUGUCUUCCGCAAGAAGUACAAAGACCUGGAGAGGGCAUGAACAUGAAGGAUAGAAUCGAGAGAAGGGCUGGAAAGCAUCGACGUCUGGUCUAGUAGCCUUUUGGACAGACAGAUGGACCAAUCAGUGGUGAUCAGAGGUUGGAGUGGGUGGGAUUUUGCCCAUUUCUGACAUGGACAAAGUACAAUCAUUCAACAGACCCUGGUGGACUGUUAAUAAACAUAUGAAGAGAAAUGGCCGAUAAAAGUUUGAUAAGAACUCAGGAUUCUCCCAGUGUGGUAGGACAACAAAGGAGGACAUGUCUUGGCCAUGAAAGAGGCCCUGUGAUUGGGCCUCCAACCGAGGAACAUCCCGAUUGGACAGCAGAGAAAGGAAGAGUGUGUGUGCUCUUCAGAUGUCAGUGCUAUUGCUUUGACAAUGGGAAGGAAAAGGCUAUUUCAUGCCAGAAGGGACUGGUAUUGGUGCCAUGCACUCCAGCUGUCAGUGUGUGUUUCAGCAAUCAGUGAAGGGACUGUUGCCAUGGAAACAGAUCAUUUCACAUCAAAAUGCUAAUUGUAAAAUCAAUAAAGUGAUUUAUAAAUGCAAA
Molecule: messenger RNA, 3432 nt
Organism: Trematomus bernacchii (emerald rockcod)
Lineage: Eukaryota; Metazoa; Chordata; Actinopteri; Perciformes; Nototheniidae
Gene: ext1c
Product: exostoses (multiple) 1c
Exons: 12
Coding region: 666-2888 (740 amino acids)
Cellular component (GO): membrane
Molecular function (GO): glycosyltransferase activity
Source: RefSeq, a predicted model, not a curated record